UCUUCCCUUGCCCUGACGUGGGCGGCCAUAAAGUCCAUUAUAUUCCUCAUCACAAAGAGAGAGAGAAGAGAACUGGUCCGUGGAGAGGUGUUCUUGGAAGGUUCUCCCGCGUCAGGGAGUAGCUGGCGCCAUCGCCGCUACCUUCUUUAGCUAGUUAGCUAGACACACGCACAGGCGCAUACAUACACGAGAAAGAUAAAGAGAAAGAGAAAGAUUCAUUCACGGGAGGAGGAAGAAGAGAGAUGGGGGACGACCAUGGCGCCAAGCUGGUGAAGAGCCUGCGGGGCGCGGCGCAGAAGUACGUCGGCGUCGGCUUCUUCCUCGGCUUCUUCCUCGUCCUCCUCACCUACUUCACCGUCUCCGAGCAGUUCGCCAUCGCCGCGCCCAACGCUAUCCGGAGGACCUCGCCGGGGCACCCGACGCUGACCUCCCCAGCCGUGGCAGAGAAGACGGUGCAGCAGCAGCAGCUCCCGGUCAAAAAGGAGGAAGCACCUCUGCCAGAGCAUGAACAAGUACAUGAGAAGCCACCGCCUGUCGACGACGACGAGGAGCCCCACAGAGAAACAGAGGAGCCCAACUCCCAAACAGAGCACCCCAUCGAUGAGGCUAGCAAGAUCGUGACGACGGCGGAGGAGAGCGCGCCGGCGAAGAAGCCGGCGUGCGACAUCCAGGGGCCGUGGGCGUCCGACGUGUGCGACCUCGCCGGCGGCAGCGGGGGCGUGCGCAUCCACGGCUCCGCCCACACGGUGCUCGUCCCGCCCACCAUCGAGUCCGGCGGCAGCAACCCCAACCCGCAGGAGUGGCGCGUGCUGCCCUACUCCCGCAAGCACAUGUCCGGCAUCAAGGAGAUCACCGUGCGCGAGCUGGCCACGCCCGCCGACGCGCCCCGCUGCGCCGUCACCUCCCAGGUCCCCGCGCUCGUCUUCGCCAUGGGCGGCCUCACGGGGAACUACUGGCACGACUUCAGCGACGUCAUGAUCCCGCUCUACCUCCAGGCCUCCCGCUUCGACGGCGAGGUGCAGCUCGUGGUCACCAACUACCAGCGCUGGUACGCCGGCAAGUACCGCGACAUCAUCGCCCGCCUCUCCCGCUACGACGUCGUGGACAUGGACAAGGACGACCAGGUCCGCUGCUUCCCCUCCGCCGUCGUCGGCAUCCGCAUGCACAAGGAGUUCAGCAUCGACCCGGCCAAGGAGCCCACGGGCCACUCCAUGCCGGAGUUCACCAAGUUCCUCCGCAACGUCUUCGCGCUCCCGCGCGCCGCGCCCAUGCGCGUCACCGCCGGACCGAGCGACGGGAAGAAGAAGCCGAGGAUGAUGAUCAUCUCCCGGCGCCACCCGAGGAAGCUGGUGAACGUGGACGAGGUGGUGGCCCUCGCCAAGCGGAUCGGGUUCGAGGUGGUGAUCGGGGACCCGCCGUUCAACGUGGACGUCGGCGACUUCGCGCGGGAGGUGAACGCCGCCGACGUGCUCAUGGGGGUGCACGGCGCCGGCCUGACCAACUCGCUCUUCCUGCCCACGGGGGCGGUGUUCAUCCAGGUGAACCCCUUCGGCAAGAUGGAGCACAUCGGGGAGGUGGACUUCGGGACGCCGGCGGUGGACAUGGGGCUCAAGUACAUGUCCUACUCGUGCGGCAUGGAGGAGAGCACGCUGGUGGACACCCUGGGGCGCGACCACCCGGCGGUCAAGGACCCGGAGUCGAUCCACCGGAGUGGGUGGAACAAGGUGGCGGAGUUCUACCUCGGCAAGCAGGAUGUCAAGCUCGACCUCCAGAGGUUCGAGCCCGUGCUCCUCAAGGCCAUGGCCAUGCUCAGAGAGUAGCUACGCUCCCUCCCUCGGAUCGACCUUGCAGCCGACUAGCUUAGAGCAGUUUCAUUCCUUCUAAUUUAUUCCUAUUAAUUUACUUUUUUUUUGUGUGUGUGUGUGGAUGGACUGAUCAAUAGGUUUAUACGGUAUAUAUGUGCUCCAUUGGUCCAUCGGUCCACAGAGCAAUACAGAAUCUUGAUUAUA
Hordeum vulgare subsp. vulgare (domesticated barley) is the source of this 2009-nucleotide messenger RNA. Its product is annotated as beta-1,2-xylosyltransferase XYXT1-like. Bases 243 to 1820 code for a protein of 525 amino acids. The transcript has 4 exons. The record is from RefSeq and is a predicted model, not a curated record. Lineage: Eukaryota; Viridiplantae; Streptophyta; Magnoliopsida; Poales; Poaceae. Gene Ontology annotation, molecular function: glycosyltransferase activity.